AUGGCUAAUUCAGAGAGUUCAUCUGAGGAAGAAUGCCCCCCUGAUUGUCCACAUUGUGAAGGUUGUGACGAACACGUCGAUGAUGGAGAUUGGCAUUCGGAGAAAACAGGCCACUGUCAGAAGUGUGGAGAUGUAGUCGUCGCUCGAGAAGACAGAAACGAUAAGACUGAAGAGUACGAAACGAAAAGAGAUGACUAUCUGGUAAAAGCAAAUGGCACUUUGAGAUCGACCAAAGAUCUUGCCAAGCUGGAACAAGCUGAGGAAGAAGUUACAGAAGCUUACCAAGACCUCAUUGAAGCUAAAAAAGUCCUUAAAAAAGCCAAAGAGGAAGCGGGCUACUCUGACACUGAAGAUAGCAACGCGGACGACGAUGAGGAUUAUGUCCAUCCUAACUGUGAUGAGUAA
Messenger RNA from Kwoniella botswanensis, 405 nucleotides. RefSeq lists its product as uncharacterized. The transcript is spliced from 3 exons. Lineage: Eukaryota; Fungi; Basidiomycota; Tremellomycetes; Tremellales; Cryptococcaceae. Bases 1 to 405 code for a protein of 134 amino acids. The record is from RefSeq and is a predicted model, not a curated record.